This is a messenger RNA of Amoebophrya sp. A25, 2120 nucleotides long. Lineage: Eukaryota; Dinophyceae; Syndiniales; Amoebophryaceae. The record is from the annotation of a GenBank genome assembly.
GCCAGUGACAUCGAUGCGGAUUUCGAAAUCUAUAGUGUUUUUUAACGAAUGAAUGUUAAUGUUUCAAUCUAAAUCUAAAUCCACUACAACAUCUUUAUCAACGGCAGGACGAUACUAUAAUUGAUUGCAAGUAGACGACUCAAUCUGAGUCUGGUGUGGUGAACAAGCCUAGAGUGGCGCACACGUGCUUCGUCUCGUUAUCUUAUGAAGCAGCACGGGUCAUUUUUGGACAAAGGAUGAUUCUCGAUAGGAGGUUUCUGAGAUUUGUAUGAAGUAUCCUUUCAUCUUGAGACGUUUUUCAUGUUCAUCUGAUCAUAUUGGUGUCAGUGUGUACUAUUUGUGUUGCACUAGUGUGUUCCGUGGCUUCUGCAAGUAUCGGUGGGCUCAUCAUUGGCGUGUGAAAGUAAGGUCUCUGUUGCUCCAGUCAGAUCGGUAAAUCGAAAAAGUUGAGUCUAUAUCUCUUGAGAGACGAGGACACAAAAAACAAACACGAUAUUUCUCCCACUGCCCAGGCUGUAUCCAAAUAGACCCCCCUUGUCUUCCACCUCGUGAUGUCUUUUCGUUUUUUGAGCCAAGCGAGACGUUUCUUUGGUUCUAUUCAGACAGAUUGAUUUCUGCUAAAAAGAUGUUUUCAGGUCCUCGACACACCAUAAUGACGAAGUAGUUUAAGCAGGCAAAAAAGUUUUCCACCCAAUCGAAACGAUCCACAACGCAGAUAUCGAAUGCUUUCAUCCGAACUGAUAGGAUUUAAGAAGCAUAAAUAGUUCGUUUUACUCUGAUCCCAGCACGAAGGUAAAACCCGCAAGAUGACCUUCCAACUGAAGCAGGGCAGGAAAUUUGACCCAGCUGGCUGGGAUCUCGUUCGCACCGAAGCACUGAUAAAAGCUGAGAAAUUGGCCGUGACGUCACGAGAUCAAAUCGCCACGUGGAAUAAAGAUGGGAAUUGGAGUUGGUACUUGGUGCGUAUAGAAGACUGCUUCUCCUCCAUGGUCUAUGAUAUAGGUACUUAUGUUUAAAUAUUUAGGAGAACAUGCAAGCUUGAUGCGCCGCGGCAUCCCGACAUGACAUCGAACCAGAUGCAGAAGUCGUGGCUUGAAUAGUCAAAAGUAAGUAGUCAAUACUCGUACAUAAAGGGGAACAACUUUUAACUAUCAUCUGUUUAUUUAGGAGAACAUGCAAGCAGGACUGACUCUCGGAAUCGCGGCUACAAGUAGAACAUGCAAGCAGGACUCACUCUCGGAAUCGCGGCUACAACAAGUAGACUCGUCUUCAAAUAUCUCUCAGGUUCAACAAAAACGGCUUUCAAGAUCCGUACGACGUUGAAACGCGCAAUCGAGUGCGGUUUCCUCAGCGUCCCUACGACUACCCUUAAGGCAGAUGACACUAAUGAGUAACCACUCAAGUUGUAUAAUUUUGUCACAUUCGUUUGUUGACUACACAAAUUUGUAGGACUUACAUGAUCUACAUUCCCACCAAGAAGUCAGUCUACCAGUACCAGCUGCACUAGUACAUCAACUUCCUUGCUAAUAUAGAAAUAUCUCUAAUCUCCUAUCCGCCCAGCCGGGUUACGCGACAGUGAGCCCAUAGACAGGCUGACUCGAACAUAUUCAGCUCUAGGGAGAGCGCAGUUUCUGGAUCGCGGUCCGCCAAUCCUGAAGGCGAAGCAAAUGGGCCACUCGCAGAGCACUGGAGAGUUACUCAUGAAGAGACUCGCAUAAGGAUAAGGGAAUGGAAGCACUUACUUCAUAGAUAUGACAGGAGAUGUAGAAUCAAGGUUUUCAUAGCAGAGCUUGUAUUUUUGUACUCCUGAGCAGCAAGGUUUUGCCUACGUCAAAAAUGAAUCUAAAAGCAUUUAUAUUCAUAAUGAAACUAUGCAUAGAACUGUACAUAAUAUUGCUUUUACUGUCUCUUCUAACUGUAUACCAUUGAACUACUACAUUGGAAUAUUAUAAAUAUAUAAUAUGCGGGAUCUUCUACAAGAACGAACUGGGAAAACACGGCUGAAAUCAGAACUACAUAGAAGGCUUUUUGCCCCGAGAAGGAGAGGAAAUUAUCUUCGUGAACCAAGAUAAGAAAUGUUGUACUAAAAACGUUUAGAACUACAAUUACUUCAAUGUAGG